AUGUUGUUCCACGUGGGCCUCUUAGCACUGCCAAUUAUCGUCGCAGCAACAAACUUUCAGCAAACCAACCUUACUGCCCUGUUCAGUCCGAGCCUGUCUCCAGGUGCUGAGAUCUUUUUGCCAACCAAUCCCGACGACGACGAAGACCUAACUCAGCGAUGGUCCUUAGCUUUUGAGCCUUCAUUCGUACUCAACAUCAAACCGGCCACCAAUGAAGAUGUUCAGAAUAUUGUGAAAAUUGCAUCCGAGUCCCACAUCCCAUUCUUCGCAACAGGAGGGGCCCAUGGCGCGGAAUUGGGAUUCGCCACCGUCAAGAAUGCCGUGAACAUCGAUCUGGGCAAUUUUAAUUCGACCGAACUGGACGCCGCGAACAAUCUGCUCACUGUGGGAGGCUCCACGACCUUUUCGCAAUUCUAUGACCUGCUGUACAACGCCGGGAAGGAGAUUCGUACGUGA
This is a messenger RNA of Letharia lupina, 456 nucleotides long. RefSeq lists its product as uncharacterized. Bases 1 to 456 code for a protein of 151 amino acids. Gene Ontology annotation, molecular function: FAD binding. The record is from RefSeq and is a predicted model, not a curated record. NCBI's taxonomy places the organism in Eukaryota, Fungi, Ascomycota, Lecanoromycetes, Lecanorales, Parmeliaceae. The transcript is spliced from 2 exons.